GGGGAGGAGGAGGAGGAGAUAGAUACAGCGGCGAGAGAUAUGGCGGCGGCGGAGAAGGGGGAGGAAGAGAAGGAGGAGGAGGAGGAAGAGGAGGAGGAGGAGGAGGAGGGAGAGGAGGAGGAGGAUGAGGAGGAGGACGAAGAGGAGGAGGAGGAGGAGGACGAAGAGGAGGAGGAGGAGGACGACAAAGAGGAGGAGGAGGAGGAGGAGGAGGAGGAGAUCGAUUUGGCGGCGGAGGAGGACGAGGAGAGAGAUAUGGUGGCGGCGGAGGAGAAGGGGGAGGAGGAGGAGGAGGAGGAGGAGGAGGCGGCGGUGACAAAGAUGGAGAUGAUGGGUGAUGACAAAGAUGAGGAUGGAGAUGGUAGGCACAAAAUGGUGAUGGCGGUAACACCAUGGCGGCUCCAAGCAACGGCAGCGAUGGGCGAUGACUCGUCCAGGCGCAGGCAGCAACGGGCGAGGCAGCAAUGGGCGAUGGCUCAUCUAGGCGUGGGCAGCAACAGGCGGUGGCUCACGUCCAACGGCUGCAGCGGGAGGCAGGAGUGAAGCUCAGCCAGGGACAACCGGUUCCCAACAAAAUUCAAAUUCGAAU
Messenger RNA from Chara braunii, 589 nucleotides. NCBI's taxonomy places the organism in Eukaryota, Viridiplantae, Streptophyta, Charophyceae, Charales, Characeae. The record is from the annotation of a GenBank genome assembly.